This is a messenger RNA of Salmo salar (Atlantic salmon), 2469 nucleotides long. RefSeq names its product E3 ubiquitin-protein ligase RNF170. The record is from RefSeq and is a predicted model, not a curated record. Gene Ontology annotation, molecular function: ubiquitin protein ligase activity. Lineage: Eukaryota; Metazoa; Chordata; Actinopteri; Salmoniformes; Salmonidae.
CAGUGAUGCUGUCAGGAAGCAUUUCCUUCUCUAGCCUGUCCGGGAAACACACACUCUACAGACACACUCUCAGGCUCUCUGCCUGUGUACAGCUACCAUACCUAUACUUCUAGCUCUAGAUCAGACAGCUGCCAGAUGAAUCAGACCAUGCAACCCUCCCACAGCUCUCAUCCCAGAUCCUCAGAACACACACAGGACCGAACAGCCCUCAAACAUGUAAGCUACAACAAGGACACCUCUCAGAUCUGUCCAUCUGCGGACCACAGAGACUGGCUCUGCCCUGUGUGUCUGCAAACUGCCAGCUUUCCUGUACAGACCAACUGUGGCCAUCUCUUCUGUGCUCCCUGUCUGAUCUCGUACUGGAGACUUGGGUCCUGGCUGGAUGCCAUCAGCUGCCCUCUGUGUAGACAAAGGGUCAGUGUCCUGUGUUGUCUAUUCGGUGAGGGUCAGUCAGACAGAAAGGAGAGGGAGGUUCUGGGAGAAAUUACCGACUACAACAAACGCUACUCAGGAACCCCUCGAAGGGUGACAGACUACUUGUGUGACACGCCCCUGUUCCUGCAGCUGCUAGCCCGCGGCCUGGGCGCUAUGGGGGGGCUCGUGUGCCUCUUCUUUCUCAGAGUGGUGCUCUGCUGUCUUGGGGCCAUGGUGUCCCUCUCCUCUGCCCCCCUGGACACUCCAUCCUCCCUGUCUAGCCUCCUGGGGGUCCUGGAUGACCUGGUGGUGGUCUUCCUGCUGCUCACCUGUGUUAUCAACAUCAACCAGCAAAUGACGCCAGAGAGUGGGAACUCCUCAGCACACACAGCCACACAGGGAGUAGGUCUGCUCAGUAACUCGCUGUAGCAGCAGAGAUGAUAACCUGCAGUGAUUUCACCUUUGUUUCAACAGGAGAUCUCAAGGUGAAGAAACGAUUUUUGAGCGAGACCUAGCAGAAUGUCAGCAGCGUCCGUCUGCUGGUUUUCAUCCUGGUGUUAGCAGGUGUUGGACUCACUGUAGCACUGGCAUAGACAACCUUUAGGUUUACAGCUAAUUACAGGCGAACAGCAGGCAGUCUAACCAGGGGCCCAGUUUAUGCGUUGAUGAAUGUAUGCUGACGUAGGUGUCUCAACGUCUCAGACCUUGCCUUCUUUCUUUCCUUCAUGACCAGUGAUCUGGUGAGAUGGUGAAAGCUACAUGGUGGAACCUACACAACUAGUUUCUCCAUACAUGCGGUGUAGGCCUACCAGUGGAGGCUGGUGGGAGGAGCUAUAGGAGGACAGGCUCAUUAUAAUGGCUGGAAUGGAAUUUAUGGAACGGUAUCUAACAUAAUUCUAUUCUAGCCAUUACAACCAGCCUCCACUGAGUCCUACUCAACUCAUUUGAGAGUGGGCAUGUUUGAUGGAUUACGAUGUAGUAUUUUAUGUAGCAUUUUAUUAUGUUUUUUUGUGUAGUGUUUAUUUCUACUCCUACAGUAUAUACAGUACCUGUAGUCUUUAUUUUGGAGACAGUAAUGGUUAUCACUGGCCUUCAGUGGUUCAGUGAGACCUGGGGUCUGUUCAGGAGGGUGCAGAUUAAAUGGAGGCCUAUUGUGUUGCACCCUGUCGACGCAACCCUGCUGUUUUUUCAGUGAUGUCAGUACUAUAAAAUUAAAAUGUAAAUACUAGAUAUUUUACCAAGGCAUUGUUGAAUACUUGCUUCUGACUGGCAUUCUAGAGCGUGCAUUAUGUAAGGGAUAUUCAAGGAGGGGCUAUGCUUUCUAUGGAAAAUAAUGAACACGUGGAAGGUGUGUUCCACGACACACCACUAGCGGAGUGGAACUGACCUUCCAUGGAGUUGCAUUAUUUUCUGGAGAACGCAAGUUGAUUAUCCCUUUUAUAUUUAUCAUAUCCGUGGUAUACAUUCUCAAUGUUCUAUUGCCAUACUGGCUGGCAACAUUCUUAUCCCUUGCUUGCUAGCUAGCCAACUAUGGCUAACUUACAUUCACGCCAAAAAAAGUGCAGCCAAAGUAACUGCAUUUGCAUUUGUUUAAGCUGUUUUCUAGAGACCUUGAAUGUGGAUACAUCCAUAACAAUGAACUAAUAAUGUGCGAUUUCGCCUGGCAUAGAACAUUUGCCCUCUUGCCAGGCCACUGUUCAGAAUAGAUAGCCAACUACACAGCUAACACAAUAAUUUCAAACUGAAGCUGGAAUGAAAGCGAAUGAGCUGCAUUUCGUGUUUUUCUUUUCUUUGUAUAUAUCCAAAGAAAUUAUGCAGAUUCAUGAUUUCGGCUGGCUGAGAAAAUCUGCAAGCCUGUCUUUCUCGAGACGUUCAUUACCAUACAACAGCUGGAGAUUGAAUUUUAAUAUUGAAACAAUGUUUGAAUGUUGGAGAGACAGACAGCAAGGUUAUUACAAAUCUCCGCUGUUGAAAACCAAAUGCUAGUCUAAAAGAAAUGGGAGAUAAUGUCUAGAUACUUUUUACAGUGUAGAUCUAGUAUAUAAAUGGCCUGGC